AUGGGAGUUGAACUUGAAAACUUCAUCAAGGUAUGGAGCUUGGCUAUAAUAUCAUUUUCCUAUUGCUUCUAUAUAUCAGCAAAACUCCCAAAGGGCCUCUUUAGGCUUAUUUCCUUGCUCCCAAUCUUCUUCCUUCUCAUCAUCCUCCCUUUGAAUCUCUCCUCCUUCCAUCUUUGUGGCCCAACUGCUUUCUUCCUUGCUUGGCUUGCCAAUUUCAAGCUCCUUCUCUUUUGCUUUGACCAAGGCCCCCUCUCACCCCUCCCACCUAAUGUUUUCCAUUUCAUUUCCAUGGCUUCUCUCCCUAUUAAAACCAAACAAAAUCACCAAAACAUAAAGAAAAAUGAAAACCCAUGUCAGAACGAAGCUAUACCAUCCGAAAAAUCACCUGGUUUUGCUAAAACAAGGCAAAGCAUGUCACAUGUGCCCAAGCCAUUUUUGCUAGCUGUGAAAGCUUCACUAUUGGCUAUUUUUUUUCAUUCUUACAACUACAAACAACACUUGAACAAAAAUGUAAUACUAGCCAUGUACUGUCUCCAUACCUACCUUGAGCUAGAAAUUGUCCUAGCCUUAGCUGCACUUCCUACUCGAGCCAUUUUUGGCUUUGAAAUAGAGCCACAGUUCAACGACCCCUACCUUGCCACCUCUUUACAGGACUUUUGGGGUCACAGAUGGAACCUUAUGGUUCCAAGUAUUCUACGCCCUACCGUAUAUCAUCCUAUACGCCGUAUGUCUACUCGUAUAGUUGGAGCAAAUUGGGUCUCGUUGCCAGCUGUCAUUGCUGUAUUUGUUGUCUCGGGUUUGAUGCAUGAGUUGAUUUAUUAUUAUUUGACUCGUGCGUAUCCUACAUGGGAGGUGACAUGGUUUUUCAUCUUACAAGGAGUUGCUUUGGCCGUGGAGGUGGCGGUGAAGAAGGUGGUGCCGGAGAAAUGGAGGUUACAUCGAGCAGUUUCCGGGCCGUUGGCUUUGGGAUUUGUGGCGGUGACCGGUGUUUGGUUGUUUUUCCCACAACUUUUAAGGAGUAGAGCAGAUGAGAAGGUCAUAGGGGAAUACAAUAUGUUGGUGGACUUUGUCAAGGAUGUGCUUUCAUUAUAA
This is a messenger RNA of Durio zibethinus, 1092 nucleotides long. RefSeq names its product putative long-chain-alcohol O-fatty-acyltransferase 5. NCBI's taxonomy places the organism in Eukaryota, Viridiplantae, Streptophyta, Magnoliopsida, Malvales, Malvaceae. Gene Ontology annotation, biological process: lipid metabolic process. The record is from RefSeq and is a predicted model, not a curated record.